Messenger RNA from Sphenostylis stenocarpa, 1311 nucleotides. The record is from the annotation of a GenBank genome assembly. NCBI's taxonomy places the organism in Eukaryota, Viridiplantae, Streptophyta, Magnoliopsida, Fabales, Fabaceae.
AUGGGUUUGCCAAGGUUUGGGCGUCCUAAGAAUGAUGGUGAAUUGAGUUCGAAUCUUUACGUGGCCAAUUGUGGGUCCGCAGUGGGGAUUUCUGAUGAUGACAUUGCGUCUGUGUUCUGCAAAUUUGGAGAGCUUAAGGGAGUUUAUGCAGCAGAUGAGAGUGGGACACGUGUCAUAGUAGCUUAUGCUGAAGAGGGUUCUGCGCAAGCUGCCUUAAAGGCAUUACAUGGACGCCCAUGUCCUGAACUUGGAGGUCGAUCCUUGCAUAUCCGUUAUUCUGUGCUUCAGCCAACAACACAGGAUCAAGCUAGUGACUUGGUUCCUGUAUCUAUCACAGCGUCAGAUGUGAGCAUUCCAGGCCUUUACCUAAUGCAUGACUUCAUUAGUGCUAAAGAAGAAGAGGAACUGCUUCAGGCUGUUGACUGCAGGCCUUGGAAUAGUCUUGCAAAAAGAAGGGUUCAACACUAUGGUUAUGAGUUUCGUUAUGACAUCAGGAACGUUAAUACAAGGCAUUGCUUAGGUGGACUUCCGUCAUUUGUUUCUCCAAUACUGGAAAGAAUUUCAUCAUGUCCAACUUUCAAGAAUGUUAAAAACAUAGUUCUGGACCAACUUACGGUAAAUGAGUACCCACCUGGAGUGGGCCUGUCCCCCCAUGUAGACACUCACUCUGCAUUUGAAGAUUUAAUUUUCAGCCUUUCAUUAUCAGGGCCCUGUAUAAUGGAGUUUAGGCGAUAUGAAAAUGGUGAUUGGCUUCCCAAAGUUGCCUCAUGUGCUGUUGCAAAAAUAGAAAAUACAGAAGAUCAAUCAAAUUUUUUAAGGAGAGCUAUUUAUCUUCCUCCUCGAUCUUUGCUACUCUUGUCUGGAGAAGCACGUUAUGCAUGGCAUCAUUACAUUCCACACCACAAGAUAGAUAAAGUUAAUGGCAGAAUCAUUAGAAGGGCUUCAAGAAGGGUAUCUUUUACAUUUCGUAAGGUUAGAGCUGGUCACCAGAUUUCAACAACCAUAGCUUCGUUCAGUUAUGUUCAUCAUCACUACAGCCCUAGCCUGUUACUAAUGAUGCGCAUAACCUUCGCGAGACAGAACUCUGAAAAUCUAGGCAUGUGGCUUCAAAUCCUGUUAUCUUUCCUCUUGCCACUGGUUUCAACUUCCAAGACCCCAACAUUUCCAUUUCUACAAGAUCGUCAUUGGAUUUUUUUCUCCUCUAAUUGUGUGGAAUUCUGCUUGAAAUAUAUAUAUGCUAUAACGACUAACUUGUGCAGUAGGGAUAAUGUGGGAUAUGUGGUUGAAUGCAUAGGAUAUGUACUUCUCUGA